Chaetomium fimeti is the source of this 728-nucleotide messenger RNA. RefSeq lists its product as uncharacterized. Gene Ontology annotation, biological process: mRNA splicing, via spliceosome. NCBI's taxonomy places the organism in Eukaryota, Fungi, Ascomycota, Sordariomycetes, Sordariales, Chaetomiaceae. Gene Ontology annotation, cellular component: U6 snRNP; U4/U6 x U5 tri-snRNP complex; Lsm1-7-Pat1 complex. The transcript has 6 exons. Gene Ontology annotation, molecular function: RNA binding. The record is from RefSeq and is a predicted model, not a curated record. The coding region runs from base 69 to 326 and encodes 85 amino acids.
GCCUGUGGCAGGCCCUUGAAAUACAUCAGAAGCCGCUAAAACAACAGCCACCACACGAGACAAACAACAUGGCUUCUCAACUCCUUCCCCUUGAACUCAUCGACAAAUGCGUCGGGUCCCGCAUCUGGGUGGUCAUGAAGGGUGACAAAGAGUUCGCCGGCACCCUAGUAGGCUUCGACGACUACGUCAACAUGGUUCUAGAAGAUGUCACCGAGUUCGAUUACUCGGGUAACCACACCAAACUGAACAAGAUCCUGCUCAACGGGAACAACAUCUGCAUGUUGAUUCCGGGAGGUGAAGGGCCGACGGGUAUAGCGGCGUCAUGAGGAGGGGAGGUGCUUGGUUUGGUUGGGGGUUUGGUUGGGUUGUUCAAGGGCUGGGUUAGGUAGUUUGGGUUUCUCUAAACUGGGAGGGGGAGGGAUAAUCUACGUCCAAAGUUGGCGAACCGUUUGGCAAACCGGCUAGAUUCAGUCGUUCUGUGUCCCUAGCCAUCAUCACCCAAGCAGAUACCAAGAUAUAAUAACAGCUACCCACGCCAGUCACCCAGGUAGGAGACAGACACGGUCAGCUCAUCGGAGGGAGAAUAACAUUAAGAAAGGCAUGGCAACACACAACCCACACUAUUAGCACGUUUCGAAUAUGGGAGCAACCAAAUCACCCAGCACCCAGUACGCAGUUGCAUGAGUUGUAUACCCCGACCUAGUAGUAGAAAGGCAGCCUAACACCGA